Molecule: messenger RNA, 2003 nt
Organism: Sturnus vulgaris (Common starling)
Lineage: Eukaryota; Metazoa; Chordata; Aves; Passeriformes; Sturnidae
Gene: IDH2
Product: isocitrate dehydrogenase (NADP(+)) 2
Biological process (GO): NADP+ metabolic process; isocitrate metabolic process
Cellular component (GO): mitochondrion
Molecular function (GO): isocitrate dehydrogenase (NADP+) activity; NAD binding; magnesium ion binding
Source: RefSeq, a predicted model, not a curated record
UUGUAGCUAGGUCGGGUCCUGGAGGGUUUAGUCUCGGUUCUACGAUGGGUUUCGCAGAUGAGUUUGGUCCCAGGGGAGUUUGGUCCCAGUUCCACGUGGCGUUUCGCACUCCAGCUCGUACCUAGUCUGAGCCUGUGGGGGGUUCGCUCAAGGUCCGGGACCAACGCGGGAUUUUACCCCCAGGAGGGUUCACUCCUGCCCCCAGUGCCACGCAGAGCUUUGUUCCCUGUCAGUGCUCAGGUCCCUCUCGGGGGGGGUCACCUCUGCUCUGGCUACCACGUGCGGUUUCACAGCUUGAUCCACAGACAGAUUUGGCACCCAGAGGGGUUUAGUCCUGGUCCAGGAUUAUGACAGGAAUUUGCACGCCGGUUUGUGCCUGAGUCUGGCCCCAGGGGACUGCACCUGCUCCUGGUUCUGGUCCCGUUGUUCAUCUCAGUGAGGCAUGGCAUGCGGAUCCCGCUCUGAGGAAUGUGUCCCUAUCCCUGUCCCCCUCACAUGAUGCCGACAAGCGGAUCAAGGUGGCAAAUCCGGUGGUGGAGAUGGACGGGGAUGAGAUGACACGAAUCAUCUGGGCCUUCAUUAAGGAGAAGCUCAUCCUGCCCAACGUGGAUGUCCAGCUAAAAUAUUUCGACCUGGGGCUGCCACAUCGGGACAAGACAGAUGACCAGGUCACCAUUGACUCAGCGCUGGCCACCCAGAAGUACAGUGUGGCUGUCAAGUGUGCCACCAUCACGCCUGAUGAAGCCAGGGUGGAAGAGUUCAAGCUGAAGAAGAUGUGGAAGAGCCCCAACGGCACCAUCCGAAACAUCCUGGGGGGCACGGUGUUCCGGGAGCCCAUCAUCUGCAAGAACAUUCCUCGUCUGGUGCCCGGCUGGACCAAGCCCAUCACCAUUGGCCGCCAUGCCCACGGUGACCAGUACAAAGCCACCGACUUCGUGGUGGACAAGUCCGGCACGUUCAAGCUGGUCUUCACGCCCAAGGACGGCAGCGGGGCCAAGGAGUGGGAGGUGUUCAACUUCCCCGGUGGCGGCGUGGGCAUGGGCAUGUACAACACAGACGAGUCCAUCUCUGGCUUUGCGCACAGCUGCUUCCAGUACGCCAUCCAGAAGAAGUGGCCGCUCUACCUGAGCACUAAGAACACCAUCCUCAAGGCCUAUGACGGCCGCUUCAAGGACAUCUUCCAGGAGAUCUUUGAUAAGCACUACAAGACGGAGUUUGACAAGCUGAAGAUCUGGUACGAGCACCGGCUCAUCGACGACAUGGUUGCCCAGAUGCUGAAAUCCUCCGGUGGCUUUGUCUGGGCCUGCAAGAACUACGACGGGGAUGUCCAGUCAGACAUCCUGGCCCAAGGGUUCGGCUCCCUGGGGUUGAUGACCUCUGUCCUGGUGUGUCCGGAUGGGAAGACCAUUGAGGCCGAGGCUGCCCAUGGCACCGUCACUCGCCACUACCGGGAGCACCAGAAGGGACGGCCCACCAGCACCAACCCCAUUGCCAGCAUCUUCGCCUGGACACGGGGCCUGGAGCACCGGGGCAAGCUGGACAGUAACCCUGACCUCAUCAAGUUUGCACAGACGCUGGAGAAGGUUUGUGUGGACACGGUGGAGAGCGGGACCAUGACCAAGGACCUUGCUGGCUGCAUCCAUGGCCUUGCCAAUGUGAAGCUGAACGAGCACUUUGUGAACACGACUGACUUCCUCGAUGCCAUCAAGAACAACCUGGACAAGGCUCUGGGCAAGAAAUAGGGGACAGCCUCUCCAUCUCUGGGAUGGAUGGGGCUGGGAGGGGCCCAGUGCCCCCCCUCAACUCACCAGCACAGCUCAGGAACAGUUGAAUAAUUUUUCCAAAGUUUUCUUAGGGGUGUUUUUAAAGCCUUUGUAGCAGGGGAGUGCAGGGGUGGGGGGCGUGUGGGGGUGUUUGUCGUGCCCUAAUUCAUGUACCCCAUAACCGUGUGGUGCCAUUAAACAUCUCCCCAGGCCUGGCACAUCACCUGGCACAGCUCUGCA